CCUAUAAUUUCGAGAGUAAAAUAUAUAAGAAUACACGUGUUUUAUACGCAAUGUUUGACUCGUUAUAAGGAUGUUUAAUUAGACGAGACAUAUACUUUCAAAUAAAAUGGGAAUAACAAAGCAAGAAGUACAUCGACCUGGGACAUUUAAACAAAUUAACAAACCGCAUAAAACAGGUAGACAUCGCAGUAAAGGUUCAAUAAGUAACGAUGUUAAAGGAAAAGUUGGAGUAAAGGUUUUAUCAAAACGUGCUACUAAAAAUCUUGGGAAGAAUGCCCGUAGACAUCAAUCUUCCCAAAUUAGAAAGAAGAAGAGAGAGGAAGUAUUGCAGCAAAAAAGAAAUUUGGGAGGCUCUGAGUCUGCACCUAUUCUCGUGUGCAUUAUUCCAUUGCAAGAAGAUUUAAAUAUUGAUAGUAUCUUAUCAAUAAUAACAAAAGCAGACGAUUUUGCAAAUAUAAUUAACAGCCCAUGCGGUACAAUACAUUUAAGUAUACCUAGAUUCAAACAACGAUUUUCCAUUGUCAUUCCACCAGUUGGUAAUCUAUUUGCCACAUUGGAUGUAGCAAAAAUUGCUACAACCAUUCUUUUUGUCACGUCUGCUACAAAUCAGUCCAAUAGCAGUCCUAGAAUGGAAGUAAUUGAUGAUUGGGGGAAAGAAAUUAUUAUGCCUUGUGUUGCUCAAGGUUUGACUACUCCUAUAGUAGCACUUACAAAUAUUGAAAGUCUUCCGAUAAAGAAACGUCAAGAUUUUAAAAAUCACGUACAAUCUGAAAUUUCUAAAUGGCUUCCAGAGGAGAAAAUUUUUCAAUUAGAUACUCCUACUGAGGCCUUUAAUGUUUUACGGCGCAUUGGUACUCAGAAACAAAGAUCUGUAUCUUAUAGGAACAAAAGAGCUCAUUUGUUAGCAGAAGAAAUAAAAUUUAAAUGCAAUGAAAAUUCCACGGAUGUUGGAACUCUUAUGAUCUCGGGAUAUCUUAGAAACGUUCCACUAUCAGUUAAUGGUUUGAUACACAUACCUGGAUUCGGAGAUUUCCAAAUGUCUCAAAUUGAUGCUCCUGAAGAUCCAUAUCCAGUGGAGAAAAAAUCAAGAAAACAUAAUACGAUGGAUGAAGAACCGUCUGUGCGAAUUCUCGAAUGCGCAGAUCCAAAGAGACAAGAAUCUCUUGAAAGUGAAAAUAUACCUGAUCCUAUGGAUGCUGAGCAAACUUGGCCUACAGAAGAGGAAUUAGCUCAAGCUAAGACCGAGAGACGAAAAAUUUUAAAGAGAGUUCCAAAAGGAACUUCUGAAUACCAAGCAGCCUGGAUUCCUGACGAGGAUGCAGAAGAAUUGAGCGAAUGCUCGGACGAUGAGUCGGAAGACAAGAUGUCUGUCGAUGAAGCAAAGUCUCAAGCAGAUAGCGAAGUAGAGGCAGAAGAAGAUGAGGAAGAAUACGAGACAAUCACUGUGUCCGAAGUUCCUGAUGAACGGUACGAUCAACAUAUCGAUAUGACAGAGGAGAAAGAAACAAUGGAAAAAUUCAAGCAUGCAAAAUUAGAUGCACAAUUUCCUGACGAAGUGGAUACACCUCAAGAUAUGCUGGCAAAACAGAGAUUUCAGAAGUAUCGUGGACUAAAGUCAUUCAGAACAAGUUCGUGGGAUCUAAAAGAAAACCUUCCUACUGAUUACGCUAGAAUAUUUCAAUUUGAAAAUUUUGAUCGAACGCGAAAGCGUAUAUUUAAAGAAUCUCAGGAAAUAGAAGGUGCUAUGCCUGGCUGGUAUAUCACAAUUCACGUUAUGAAUGUACGACAGGAUCUUUUUAUCACGUUCUCUGCAUUGGAGAAUUAUCCAUUAAUCGUAUUUGGUUUAUUGCCAAACGAACAUAAAAUGUCUGUCUUAAAUUUGGUAUUAAAACAUACCAAUAUUAGCCCACAACCAGUAAAAUCUAAAGAAAAAUUGAUAUUUCAAUGUGGAUUUAGAAGAUUCACCGCCUGCCCAAUAUUUAGUCAACACACAAAUGGGAACAAACAUAAAAAUGAGCGAUAUUUUCGACCAGAGAGUACUGUCGUAGCGAGCAUGUUUGCUCCAAUUACUUUUCCACCGUGUCCAGUAUUGUGUUACAUACAAAAAUUGAAUAAAUCUUUGGAAUUAAUUGCAACUGGCAGUGUAUUGUCUGCAAAUCCAAACAGAAUAGUCGUAAAACGAGUUGUUCUUAGCGGCCAUCCGUACAAAGUGAAUAAACGAUCAGCGGUUGUAAGAUUUAUGUUCUUCCAUCGAGAAGAUAUAAACUGGUUUAAACCAAUUGAACUACGAACGAAAUAUGGUCGUAGAGGACAUAUAAAAGAACCAUUAGGUACGCACGGACAUAUGAAAUGUAUAUUUAAUGGUCAACUGAAGUCACAGGAUACGAUUUUAAUGAACUUAUACAAACGAGUGUUUCCAAAAUGGACAUACGAGCCUUUAUUAUUAACAGAGUUACAAUAUCAGAAUGAAGGCAUGAACGUAGAAUAAAAUAUAUCAAUCAAAAGUAUUAAAAUGUACAUACUGAAUGUAUACUGAAUAAAAUUUCGUUAUAUAUUUGAAA
This is a messenger RNA of Frieseomelitta varia, 2561 nucleotides long. It is a transcript of the gene Tsr1, whose product is annotated as pre-rRNA-processing protein TSR1 homolog. The record is from RefSeq and is a predicted model, not a curated record. Gene Ontology annotation, molecular function: U3 snoRNA binding; GTPase activity; GTP binding. The coding region runs from base 107 to 2488 and encodes 793 amino acids. Lineage: Eukaryota; Metazoa; Arthropoda; Insecta; Hymenoptera; Apidae. Gene Ontology annotation, cellular component: preribosome, small subunit precursor; nucleus. The transcript is spliced from 12 exons. Gene Ontology annotation, biological process: maturation of SSU-rRNA from tricistronic rRNA transcript (SSU-rRNA, 5.8S rRNA, LSU-rRNA); endonucleolytic cleavage of tricistronic rRNA transcript (SSU-rRNA, 5.8S rRNA, LSU-rRNA); ribosome biogenesis.